CUGAUUCAACGCUCUAACCAGUUCUAAUUGACUCUCAGGAUACUCUGCAAGACCUUUAUUGGGUGCUUUCAGUAAUAACUUAAUUAAGUAAUAGCAAACUUACCAUUCCAAGUUUGUUUCUGUUUGACAGCCCUGAAUUUUUGACCUCUACUGAAGAUGAACAGCAAUAUAAAAGACGAUCAAAACAGAUACACCAACUCCAGCAAAAAUAGCAAUAUUUUAAAUCAAAAGUUCAUAUUGAAUCCAACUACAAAUAUGCUCCACGACUCCUCUCUCUCUACUAGUGUUAACAAUACAAAUAUCAAUGGAAAUUUUAUAACCACCUCCACAAAUUCUAAGCUAACUCCUUCAAUCCAUUCUCCUAUUGCUUUAUCCGGAAUAACCUAUAAUAAUCAAACCGACAAUUUAAUAGACUUGAAUGAUGAUUCUUCAGAUUCAGAUUCAAAUUCUGAAUCUGGAUCUGAACCUGAAUCUGACUCCAAUUUACAUUCUAAUUCAAUUUUACACCAAAAUACUAAUAAUAUAGAUAAAGAGAAAGAGAAAGAUAAAAGUUUAAAACAAAUAUCCGAAAUACUUUCUCAAAAUUUAAAUGAAAAAUCAAUUUCAAACACCCAAACAAUACCAAACCUCAAUAUAACCAUAAAUUCACAAAUCACAAAUGAUCUGCAGCCCUCUAUCGUCAUAAAUGAUCCUGAAAAGGCCAAUUUAAUAGAUAUUCAAAAUGACCAUAAUUUAUCACAUUUCCAACAACAUAAUAAAAUUGAUCUUCAUAACGAUGAUACUUUUGAUUCUCAUGAUAACGAAAUCUCAAAUAUCUUAAAUAGCCAAAACGUUUCCUCAAAUUUAUCUGGCUUAUUUCCUUCCUCCCCUUCCUCCCCUUCACCCUCACCUUCUCAUCAAAGAUCAAAAUCUGAAUAUAAAUUAUCAAACGAUUUAUCCAAUUUAUCCAUCUCCGAAAACCCAGCCAAUAAUGACCUUUUAAAUCUUAAUGACAAAAAUAAAAACCAUAAAAGAAGUGUAUCUGAGAGCCCUUAUAUACUGUUGAACCCACCAAUAAAUGAAAAUGAUAACAAUAAUAAUAAUAAUAAUAAUGAAAAUAAUGAUACAAUCGAAAACAAAACUGUUCCUCCCACCACAAAAUUAGAACUAAAAAUUCAAGAAAAGAAAUUGAAAGCCGAAAAAGAGAAAGAAAAUGAAUUACAUAAAAGUAUUCAAAAACAAGACCCUAAUAACCUACCCUUUGAUUUUCAAAGAUUUCUAACCUAUUUGAAAAACAAAAAAGCUGAUCCAAUUGUUCGUUACUUGAAAUCGUUUUUGCUAGCCUUCUCAAAAAGAACUUGGUCUGUUAAUGAACAAGUCAAAUUAAUUUCAGAUUUUAAAAACUUUAUCUAUUCAAAAAUGCUAGCAUGUCACCCAUUUAAUAAAAUGAAUGAAACCGAAUAUAUCAACUGUCAAGAAGGCAUGGAAAAAUUAAUUAUGAAUAGAUUAUACGAUCAAGUUUUUUCUCCUGCUAUUCAGGUCUCAUCUUUAGAUCAAUCCCAUUCUGAAGAUAUUAUCAAAGAUGUCAUGUUAAAUAAACAAAUCAGAAAAUUCAACUGGAUAACUCCUAAACAUUUAGAUUUGGAUACAAAAUUAAUUAAAAAGGGUUCUGAAUUUAUCAAAUUAGCUCAAAACCAGUUAACCAAAAUGAAUAGUUAUCGUUCUCCUAGAGAUAAAAUCAUUUGCAUACUCAAUUGUUGUAAAGUUAUAUUUGGUCUAUUAAAACAGCUUGAAAAGGAAACCAAUGCUGAUUCUUUCAUACCCUUACUAAUUUAUAUUAUUCUAAGUAAUUCGGUCAACAAGGAAAAAAAGGAUUUAAAAUUAACCUCGAAUCUUUAUUAUAUAGAAAGAUUUAGAAAUAAAGAUUGGUUAACAGGAGAAGUGAGUUAUUAUCUAUCCUCUUUUUGGGUAGUCAUUGGUUUUCUUGAAAAACUAAACAAAAACUCAUUGACCAUCACUGAUGAAGAAUGGGAACAACGAUUAAAUGAACAUAAAGCAAAAAUUGAAAAGCAAAAAGCGAAAAUUUUAUCCCCUAUUCCAAAACAUUCAAAUAAUAAUAAUUUGAUAAAUGAACCCCAAACUUCACAAGCUUCAACCAGCACUUCUUUGUUAGACAGAACUCAGGAUAUGACUCCCUCAGAGGUCAUUACAAAUUCUGCUACGUUUAUCGCUAAAUCAUUUUCUUCCUUUUUCCAAACUCCACCACCUGUUAAAGAGCAGGAAACUAAUGAACAGAUAAAGCAACAACCAAAAAAAGUCAAUGAGGAAGAAGAAAUCGCUAAACAAAAAUCUAAGGCAGAAUACUUGGCAAAAUCAUUAUAUGACAAAGAAUUAGAAGAGAAUAUAAAUGCUUUAGUUACAAUGUUUCCUCAACUUGAUCGUUCCAUUGUCAAAGACUUGGUUGUAAUGAAUGAAGGGAGAAUUGGGAAAUGUGUUGAUUUGUGUUUGGAAUUGGUGAGCACUGAAUAAUGUGAUUAAAUAGAGUUAGAUGUGUUUAGUUUUUUUUAUUUUUUUUUUUUCAUUUAUUUAACUAUUUAUUUAUCAAUAUAUGGUGAUCUUCUAAUCUUGAAAUAAACCAAGGACUUAUAAAAUUUCAUUCAAAAAUUUUAAGCUCGACUUCUGCUAUCAUACAGAGAUGGUCACUUGGAUACUGCCCUUCUCUUGGUUGUCCACUUGGUUCUUUACCCAUUUCACUAAACUCAGGCAUUCUUAGUAAAUUAACAAUUUUCAUUUCAUUUUCAUUUUCAAAAUCCUUUAAUGUAUCAACAUUU
This is a messenger RNA of Ascoidea rubescens DSM 1968, 2810 nucleotides long. It is a transcript of the gene VPS9, whose product is annotated as guanine nucleotide exchange factor VPS9. Gene Ontology annotation, biological process: vesicle-mediated transport. Lineage: Eukaryota; Fungi; Ascomycota; Saccharomycetes; Ascoideales; Ascoideaceae. Bases 157 to 2508 code for a protein of 783 amino acids. The record is from RefSeq and is a predicted model, not a curated record. Gene Ontology annotation, molecular function: small GTPase binding; ubiquitin binding; guanyl-nucleotide exchange factor activity. The transcript has a single exon. Gene Ontology annotation, cellular component: endocytic vesicle; cytosol.